AAAAUCCAUGCAGUAGGAUAGAAUUCGGAGGUAAUAUCCUGUUUUUGCUCUCAUUGACUGGCGUAUAUCUCAGAUCCUCAUAUAAAAACCACAGGGUUUACCAGAGAUGAGUCUUUGUUGAUUUAGAUUUUUACGAUUAACAUUACUCAAUUACCUCGAAUUUUAAUUAAUUCUAUUUUUAAACGUUCGUAUAUAUUUGCUUAGUUUGACCAGUUUCUCUUUACAUAAAAAUUUGGCAGUGCUAAAUACAAGAACAGUUAAGUGACAACUGCAAAAGUGUGAAUAUGAACCACGCAAUAUCAAUUGUACUGGUUGCACUAUGUGCCUGCUUACUUGCAUCUCCAGUCCCAGAGUAUUCGACAGGCGUAAAGAACGCGGCUCAGUCUGGUUCAAACAAUAUUAUAAAUACUAAUACAAAACAACAACCCUCAUUGGAAUCUAACAAUACAGAUGGUGACGAUGAUGGUGAAGAUAUGGAAACAGCUGACAUGAUUAUUUUCAGACCUUUGUUUGUGUAUAGAAAGAGGACAGCCCAGAAGUAUCGCGUCAACACUGCCAAUAGACGAAAUGAUAGACCCCAGUAUGGAUAUGGAUAUUAAGGAUAAGGUUAUAAAAAAUACAUGUUAUUAUUUAUACACCGAUCAAUGGAAAAUAAUACUCUUGCCAAAUUUUGUCAAAUUCAAAAAAUAUCGAACCUAUAAUUUUUAAUAUAAUUAAGCUAUUUAUUUCUUUUAUGUUAAAUUAUAUGUAUAAUUACUAGUUAGAAAUUCUUAUUUAUUAUUUUAUAUUAUUUAUUGAUAAAUACAUUUACAUUAAAUUGUU
Diabrotica virgifera virgifera (western corn rootworm) is the source of this 822-nucleotide messenger RNA. RefSeq lists its product as uncharacterized. Bases 285 to 599 code for a protein of 104 amino acids. The transcript is spliced from 2 exons. The record is from RefSeq and is a predicted model, not a curated record. NCBI's taxonomy places the organism in Eukaryota, Metazoa, Arthropoda, Insecta, Coleoptera, Chrysomelidae.